Messenger RNA from Aspergillus clavatus NRRL 1, 5706 nucleotides. RefSeq names its product DNA-binding ATPase. The transcript has 4 exons. Gene Ontology annotation, molecular function: ATP-dependent chromatin remodeler activity; TBP-class protein binding; ATP hydrolysis activity. Lineage: Eukaryota; Fungi; Ascomycota; Eurotiomycetes; Eurotiales; Aspergillaceae. The coding region runs from base 1 to 5706 and encodes 1901 amino acids. The record is from RefSeq and is a predicted model, not a curated record.
AUGACUUCCAGACUUGAUCGUCUUGUCACAUUACUAGAGACUGGCAGUACGCCGCUCAUCAGGAACACAGCCGCCCAGCAGCUGGCUGAUGUGCAGAAGCAGCAUCCAGAUGAACUGUUCAAUCUUCUCGGACGCAUUCUGCCCUACCUGAGAUCCAAAUCAUGGGAUACGAGAACCGCUGCGGCCAAGGCAAUCGGUCUGAUCGUCGCCAAUGCAGAUGUCUUCGACCCUAACCAGGAUGAUGGCGAGGAGAUCAAGAAAGCUGAGGACGAGGAUCUCGAUGUCGACAUCAAAUCGGAAGAGUGUCCAUUGUCCCCCUCGGAUGACUCAUUGCUCCAGCUCGAGCGUCUCGACCUCACUUCGAUUCUGAAGUAUGGAAAGCGACUUCUCGGUAGCGCAGGCAAGGAGUACGAGUAUUCACUGGCUGCCAUGGAUCCUGCCUCUCGGCUGCAGCAUCAGAAGAAGACGUUAACUUCCCGCCUGGGUCUCGCAGGAGAGUACAUUGAGGAUGACUUGAUCAAUGAUAACGAUCUUGUCACGAAGCCGACCUUGAAGGAGGAUCCGUCGUUCGUCGCGGCGCGGGAGCACAGCAUUCACAGCGCCUCUCAGCCCCUGGCAUCGCCGAUCGAGCCCCCGAAUGGGGAGGAGUCGGGCUUGAGCAAGCGGCAGUUGAACCAGCUCAAGCGCAAGAACAAACAGAGCGCGAGACUGGGAGCUAAUAAAGUUCGAGUGGUAGACCUAGCCUCGCGGAGACCCUCGGAGACCGUCACUACCCCAUCCGUCGCCACGCCCCAUCCCAUCAAAACGGAAAACGGAGAGGAACGAAACGGCGAUGCCAAGCCAGACUACUUCUCGUUGGAGCGGCCUGCUGGUGAUGAUGACUCCAAGAUCGUCACAGAGUUCAAGGGUGCGGCGCCGGCGGUGGAAAAUCCUUUGAUCCAGCCAGAGAUCACCGAUGAAGGCUCGAGCCCGAACUGGCCAUACGAGCUCAUGUGCGAUAUCCUCAUGGUCGAUCUUUUCGAUCCGAAUUGGGAGGUCCGUCAUGGUGCCGCGAUGGCGCUGCGGGAGGUUGUCCGCGUCCAGGGUGCCGGUGCUGGUCGCGUGCAGGGGAAGAGCAGGGCCGAGAAUGAUGUCUUAAAUCGCAAGUGGUUGGAUGAUCUUGCGUGCCGUCUCCUGUGUGUGCUCAUGCUCGACCGCUUUGGUGACUACAUCUCAGAUAACGUCGUAGCUCCCAUCCGGGAAACUGUCGGCCAGACACUAGGUGCGCUCUUAUCCCAGCUCCCGUCACGAUCGGUCAUUGCCGUCUACAAGUGUCUGUAUCGCAUCAUCAUGCAGACUGAUCUGGGCCUUGAACGACCUAUCUGGGAGGUUUGCCACGGUGGCAUGAUUGGCCUGCGGUACCUUGUGGCGGUUCGCCAGGAUGUGCUCAUCAAGGACCCCAGACUCAUGGACGGCGUCGUUGAGGCUGUCAUGAAGGGUCUGGGAGACCACGACGACGAUGUGCGGGCCGUGGGUGCAGCGACCCUCGUUCCCAUCGCCGAAGAAUUUGUCCAGACUCGUCAGAAUACACUCGGCACUCUGAUGACUAUCGUUUGGGAAUGCUUGUCCAACCUGCAGGACGACCUCAGCGCUAGUACCGGUUCGGUCAUGGAUCUGCUGGCUAAGCUAUGCACUUUCCGAGAGGUCCUUGAUGCGAUGAAGGCCAAUGCCGCGGUCAAUCCGGAGUCGUCCUUCGGGAACUUGGUUCCCCGUCUCUACCCCUUCCUCCGACAUACCAUCACCAGCGUUCGCUCCGCUGUUCUUCGCGCCCUCAUGACAUUUCUACAACUUGAGGGAGACGGCACUAAUGACUGGGUGAACGGGAAAGCGGUGCGCCUGAUCUUCCAGAAUCUGCUUGUGGAGCGAAAUGAGGGUGUUUUGAAGCAGUCUCUCCAGGUCUGGUCAGAACUUCUCAAAGCCCUGGAGGCCCGCGGUUCGUUCAGCUCGGAGGCUGAUCUUCUGGGCCAUAUACAGCCUCUGGUCACGCUGACUCUGGGUCCUUUCGGUGUCCCACGGUACCCCAUUCCGAUGAACGCCUCUCUAUUCAUCAAACCUUCGGGUGUGCCAUUCCCCUCAAGCGCCGCAGCUCCUGCUCGGUCUUCUCCCAGCGCCACUGCGCCUGAAGGAAUCAAGGGCCGUCGACGCAAGUCUGAGAAGAAAGAAGCACCGCCCCCGUCUGCUCACAAUGUUGACGGCCAUAUGCUCCAGGGCGACAUCGACCUUGUGGGUGCGGAUACCAUGCUGAGAUCGAAGAUCUAUGCCGCCAGGGCAUUGGGCCAGCUGUUGUUCUUCUGGGAUAAGAACCAACUUCCGAGUCUGUGGCAGUCCAUUCUGGAGGGUCUUUCUCAUGCGGCCUCCACCUCGCAACUCUCGUCGGCUAUGAUAGUGGAAGAAUAUGCUAAGUUCUCGCGACCAAACGGCAAGUAUGCCUCUACGCUGUGUGAGACUUUGCGUCCCAUCAUUGAGGGCGACCGUCCGCCAUGGUACAGCGACAUUGCAUGCUACCUCCAUGUUGCUCGGGCGCAGUGUCACUCAUUGCUGAAUACCUUCCGCGACCACGCGCAUGUCCCUGGCUCCAGGUUACCGGCUCUUGCCGUUGUCGUUCAAGGCGAUGCCGAGGCCGGACCCAACGCAUUUUCACUAUCCGACGCCGAAAAGGUCAUUGGUCCCGACUUUGAGCGACUCAAGAAGAGCUUGACACCAGCUCAACGUAUCACCGCUCUUCAGGUCCUCAACGAUACUCGCGCAACCGCCGAGAGCGCGAUAUAUGAGGCGCGGAACGUUAGGGACCAGAGAGAUCUGCGUGUGCGGGCUGCUGCUGCCGGCGCCCUGGUGGCUUUGCAGGACAUCCCCAAGAAACCAAGUCACAUCAUCAAGGGAAUGAUGGAUAGCAUCAAAAAGGAAGAGAACGCCGAGCUUCAGCAGCGCUCUGCCACUGCCAUCGCCUCUCUUGUCGAGUACUAUACCACCGCUGCGAAGCGCGGACCCGUCGACAAAGUAAUCGGAAACCUUGUCAAGUACUGCUGCGUGGAUACUUCCGAGACUCCCGAGUUCCACCACAAUGCGACCCUCGAAAAAUCCAUCUUAUCGCUUCGUAAGGAGGAGGACCGGCGCGACCAUCCGGACGCUGCGAGGUUUGAGAGAGAGGCCAAGGAGGCCCGGGUUAUGCGCCGUGGUGCUAAAGAAGCUUUGGAGCAAUUGGCCGUCAAGUUUGGCUCCGAACUGAUGGCCAAGGUACCCAAUCUUGCUUCAUUGAUUGAACGGCCCUUGAUGGAGACCCUGGCAGGCGAAGAAUUGCCAUCUAAUAUCCGUGAUCCCGAAAACGAGCUGGGCCAGGAGGUUGUGGACGGACUGUCCACAUUGCGUGCGCUCCUGCCCAAAUUCAGCCCUGGACUUCACCAGUGGGUGGUCGGUCUCAUGCCGCUUGUUGUCAAAGCGCUCCAAUGUAAACUAUCUGUUAUUCGGUAUGCGGCUGCCAAGUGCUUUGCCACUAUCUGCAGCGUAAUCACGGUUGAGGGGAUGACCAUGUUGGUUGAGAAGGUUCUGCCUACGAUCAACAACGCUCUGGAUGUUCACCACCGCCAAGGCGCUGUUGAGUGCAUUUACCAUCUGAUCCAUGUGAUGGAAGACGGAAUCCUGCCGUACGUCAUCUUCCUUGUCGUUCCUGUGCUUGGUAGGAUGAGCGACUCGGAUAAUGAUGUGAGACUGCUGGCUACAACAUCUUUCGCGACCCUGGUUAAACUGGUACCCUUGGAAGCUGGUAUUCCCGACCCACCCGGUCUCUCGGAAGAACUACUCAAAGGUCGUGAUCGGGAGAGGAAGUUCAUGUCCCAAAUGUUGGACGCUCGCAAAGUCGAGGAGUUCCAGAUCCCUGUGGCGAUCAAAGCGGAGCUUCGACCAUAUCAGCAGGAAGGUGUCAAUUGGCUUGCUUUUCUCAACCGCUACAAUCUCCAUGGUAUUCUCUGCGACGACAUGGGUCUUGGUAAAACGCUGCAGACCAUCUGUAUCGUCGCCAGUGACCAUCACCUGCGGGCCGAGGAAUAUGCUCAAAGCCAGAAGCCAGAGGUCAGAAAGCUUCCCUCGCUGAUUGUCUGCCCGCCAUCCCUUUCUGGGCAUUGGCAACAAGAGUUGAAGCAGUAUGCUCCGUUCCUGAAAUCCGUCGCCUACGUCGGUCCUCCCGCAGAACGGUCCCGCCUGCAGAGUAUGCUUCCCGAUGCCGACAUUGUCGUCACUUCUUACGACAUUUGCCGGAACGACAACGAGGUCCUCAACCCAAUCAACUGGAACUAUUGCGUGCUGGAUGAGGGUCAUCUUAUCAAGAACCCCAAGGCCAAGGUUACGAUUGCGGUGAAACAGCUGCUGAGCAACCAUCGUUUGAUCCUUUCGGGUACUCCUAUCCAAAACAAUGUAUUGGAGUUGUGGUCGCUCUUUGACUUCCUCAUGCCUGGAUUCCUCGGGACGGAAAAGGUCUUCUUGGAUCGUUUCGCUAAGCCCAUCGCGGCCAGCCGUUUCAGCAAAUCGUCUUCGAAGGAGCAGGAAGCAGGAGCUCUGGCGAUUGAGGCCCUUCACAAACAGGUCCUUCCCUUCUUGCUCCGUCGUCUCAAGGAAGAGGUUCUGAACGAUCUUCCGCCCAAGAUCAUCCAGAACUACUACUGUGACCCUAGUGAGCUCCAGCGAAAACUGUUCGAGGAUUUCACCAAGAAGGAGCAGAAGGCCCUGCAGGACAAGGUGGGAAGCUCUGAGAAAUCGGACAAGGAGCACAUCUUCCAAGCCCUGCAAUACAUGCGUCGUCUGUGCAACUCGCCAGCGCUCGUCGUCAAGGAAGGCCACAAGCAGUACAACGAGGUCCAACAAUACCUUACCGCGAAGCACUCUCAGAUCCGCGAUGUUGCCCAUGCACCGAAACUGGGCGCCUUGCGCGACCUGCUCGUCGACUGCGGCAUUGGUGUGGACCCGCCCAGCGAAGGUGACCUGAGCAGCGCCAGCUAUGUCAGCCCUCAUCGAGCUCUGAUUUUCUGCCAGAUGAAGGAGAUGCUGGAUAUCGUGCAGAGCGAGGUCUUCAAGAAGCUUCUCCCGUCAGUGCAGUUCCUCCGUCUCGACGGCAGUGUGGAGGCGACCAAGCGUCAGGACAUCGUCAACCGCUUUAACACUGAUCCCAGCUACGACGUGCUACUGCUGACAACCAGCGUCGGCGGCUUGGGUCUCAAUUUGACUGGUGCCGACACGGUCAUCUUCGUGGAACAUGAUUGGAACCCGCAGAAGGACAUCCAGGCCAUGGACCGCGCCCAUCGUAUCGGUCAGAAGAAGGUCGUUAACGUCUACCGGUUGAUCACCCGUGGAACCCUGGAGGAGAAGAUCUUAAAUCUCCAACGAUUCAAGAUCGACGUCGCCUCCACGGUUGUCAACCAACAGAACGCCGGCCUCGGCACCAUGGACACAGACCAGCUCCUCGAUCUGUUCAACCUCGGCGAGAUCGCCGAAACGGCCGAGAAGCCCAGCGACGUUGCCGCCGCCGCCGGCAACGAAGUGGACAUGGUCGACAUCGACGGCAACGUCAAGGAGAAGGGCAAGAAGGGCUGGCUCGACGAUCUCGGCGAACUUUGGGACGAUCGCCAGUACCAGGAGGAGUAUAACCUCGACUCCUUCCUGGCUACCAUGAAAAACUAG